CGAGCAGAAUGGGUCGUGUGCACGGAAUGGAAGCAAGAUGCAGCGCUGCGUAGAUUGCAGUGUAGAUACGAAGACGAAGUCCCAACAAAUCCGAGAAAAGAAAAGGGUCACGGUCAUGCAGCGGCCUCCACCCCUGCGCUCGCCUUUUUCGACUUCCUCUCCUUCUUUCCCUUUCCGUCCUUCUUCGUAGCCUCUGUUGUCUCCGCGGUGACUGCGGGAGGAUCGAGCUCCAUGGUCAUGUCCUCUGCUGCCGCCUCUGCGUCGACCUUCUUCUGCUUUUUGGACUUCUUCUGCUUGCUCUUCGUCUCCCCCUCCGCUGGCUGUACCCCCGCAUCGCUAGUCUCGUCCCGUUUCCGCUUCUUUCCCUCCGACGCCUCUGUCGCAACCGCUUCGGCCACCUCAUCCGCAGUCCCCUUGCCUUUCUUAUCCUUUCUCUUCUUGUUUCCCUCUUUCGCCUCCACCCCAUUUGCUGCCUCCGACUCCGUCGUGCCCUCUACCUCUUUCCCCUUCUUGCUCUUCUUCGCCUUCUUCGCUUCGCUGUCCUUCGUCGCUCCCGCCCCGUCUGCCUGCAUCUCACCCUCAUCCUGCUUCGACUUUUUGUCUUUCUUCUUUUUCUUCAACUCGGAGGACGCCUCCGCCAACUCUUGCGCAGACGAGGUUGACGCCUCAGCAGCUGUCGGGGCCUCGAGCUCGGACGCCUUCUUUUUCUCCUUCUUUCCCUUCUUGGAGCUCUGCUUAGCGUCGGCGGUCUCCUCGCCUGAGGGGCCAGCGUGCUCAGCAGAUCUGCGCACGAGCGACUCACCUCUACCGCCUCUGCCCUCCGCUUCUUAUCCUUUCCACCAUCCUUCGUCUCGACGCUGCCGUUCGCGCUGCCAUCAGCCUUCGGAGCAGGUGACGAAGCGGGAACUGGAGUGGUGAUGGGCGACAUCCGCACGGGCGUGCCCAAAGGAGUGCCGUUAGCACCAGUUGCCUUAUAACUCUGGUAGUCCCAGGAGUUGCCGUUACGUCCCCGUGUCUGAUACGUACCCUGGAAAUUUGAGUAUCCGUUAGUGUUCCCCCUUGGACCACCCCUUUGCUGCUGCUGGGGAGUCAGAUUAGAGAGACAUCGGACUGCAGG
This is a messenger RNA of Fomitopsis serialis, 1117 nucleotides long. RefSeq lists its product as uncharacterized. Bases 232 to 918 code for a protein of 228 amino acids. The transcript is spliced from 2 exons. The record is from RefSeq and is a predicted model, not a curated record. Lineage: Eukaryota; Fungi; Basidiomycota; Agaricomycetes; Polyporales; Fomitopsidaceae.